Peromyscus maniculatus bairdii (prairie deer mouse) is the source of this 608-nucleotide messenger RNA. The record is from RefSeq and is a predicted model, not a curated record. NCBI's taxonomy places the organism in Eukaryota, Metazoa, Chordata, Mammalia, Rodentia, Cricetidae.
UUCACCCAAGGAGUUUGGUGCCAGCCUAAGAAACAUAAUGAGGCUCUGUCUUAAACAAAAAAGCACUUGGGUAUAAUAGCUACUGUGUAUUGAGUUCUUGAUACUUUCCAGUUACUAUUCUGUGCACUUUAUAUGUUUUAUCAUGUUUAGUUCUUCCAUCAGUUCCUUGAGUUUUCUGGAUAUGCCACAAAAGGAUCCAUGCCAGAAACAAGCCUGUGAAAUACAGAAAUGUUUACAAGCCAACAACUAUAUGGAAUCGAAGUGUCAGGCUGUCAUCCAAGAACUUCGUAAGUGUUGUGCUCGAUAUCCCAAGGGAAGAUCUCUUGUCUGCUCAGGAUUUGAGAAAGAAGAAGAAAACCUGACACUAAAGUCUGGAUCCAAGUAAAGUUGUGUUGAGAAGUUAAAUUCUGCUUCAUGUUUCCCUUAAGAAUGUUUUAUUUACUACCCCUUCUCCAUGCCAGGUAGCAGCAAAUAGCAAAUGAAAAAGUCAAUUGUAAGAGUUAGCAAAUAUGCCAUCUAUGCAAAAUAGACCAAAUUAACCUAUGUUAGAAAAUAAAUAUGUGUAAUGUAAAAGGGAGCUGCUAAAAUAAACCUGUUUUACGUGAAAA